AUGGUGGUCCAGAUCUCCGCCCUCGUCCUCCUCGCCGUCGCCUAUGGCGCACAGGCCGGCGCUGUCGGUGUCACCUACGGCCACGCUGCCGUAGCUGCUCCAGCUGUUGCUGCCGUGCAUGCUGCCCCAGUUGCUGCUUACCACGCCGCCCCAGUCGCUGCUUACCACGCCGCCCCAGUCGCUGCCGUCCACGCUGCCCCAGUCGCUGCUUUCCACGCUGCCCCAGCUGUCGCUAAGGUCGCCGCUGUCCCAGUGGCCCGUUCCUACACCUACCGUAGCGACAGCUUCGGCCCAGCCGUCGUUGCCACCAGGGCUGUUGCUGCUCCAGUCGCUGCUGUUCACGCCGCUCCAGUAGCCGCUGUUCACGCCGCUCCAGUCGCUGCUGUUGCCGCCCCAGUUGCUGCAGUCCACGCUGCCCCAGCUGUCGCUGCCGUCCACGCUGCCCCAGCCGUCGCCAGCUAUGGCUUCGCUGCCCCAGCCGUUGCCGGCUACGGCUACGCUGCCCCAGCCGUCGCCAGCUACGGUUUCGCCGCCCCAGCCGUCGCUAAGGUCGCUGCCCCAGCUGUUGCCAGCUACGGUCUCGGCUACGGUCUUGGAUACGGUUACGGACACGGCUACGGUGCCUACGGCAAGGUCUACGGUUAA
This is a messenger RNA of Ornithodoros turicata, 645 nucleotides long. Its product is annotated as cuticle protein 16.5-like. The record is from RefSeq and is a predicted model, not a curated record. The transcript has 3 exons. The coding region runs from base 1 to 645 and encodes 214 amino acids. Lineage: Eukaryota; Metazoa; Arthropoda; Arachnida; Ixodida; Argasidae.